AUGGGAUGGUCAUUAAAUGGCAUAGCACUUUUUUAGAUUUUGUUAAAGAAAUAUGAAUUAACUGAAAAUAAAGUAAAGAUAGAUCCAUCAGUUUGGAAUUAGUUUAAUACUGCUCAUGGUCUAAAUAUUCAAGAUUUUAGUAAAGAAAACGAAAAUUCAUCAUAUAAUUUCAAUUAUUCUUAUAACGAUGAUGAUUUGUACUCACCAAUUAAAGAUUCUUAGAAAGAUGACUAGAAAUUAUCAGGUCUAGGAAAUAAUUCUAACCAAUACUUAAAAAAGCAAAAUACAUUUGAUUCCAACUCAUUUUCCUUAAAAUAUGGAUAGACAAAGAUUGAUAAGUAAUCUAUACAUUCUAGUGCCAGUAAGAAUUAUGGCAAUGGAUUUAGCGAAUUACCUUCAAGAUAUGAUAAAAACUUAGAUAAGGGAUUAAUAGCAAAUCUUAAUUCUCAAACACUUAAGGAUACCACUAAUCUAUUUAAUAGUUCUACUUCGCAAUUCAAUGAAUCAGUUACUAGCUAAUUGGAAUUACAGAGAGAAAGAGUUUAAGAUAUGUACUAUGAUAUAGAUGCUGUUGCUUAUGAUGCUGAUUAUCUCAAGAAAUUUCAAUGA
Messenger RNA from Stylonychia lemnae, 609 nucleotides. Lineage: Eukaryota; Ciliophora; Spirotrichea; Sporadotrichida; Oxytrichidae. The record is from the annotation of a GenBank genome assembly.